Molecule: messenger RNA, 423 nt
Organism: Panthera uncia (snow leopard)
Lineage: Eukaryota; Metazoa; Chordata; Mammalia; Carnivora; Felidae
Product: ribonuclease 8-like
Exons: 4
Coding region: 22-423 (133 amino acids)
Biological process (GO): defense response to Gram-negative bacterium; innate immune response; defense response to Gram-positive bacterium
Molecular function (GO): nucleic acid binding; RNA nuclease activity
Source: RefSeq, a predicted model, not a curated record
GUCAGUGCCAAGCCCAGCGACAUGACUGCAGCUCGGUGGUUUGAAACUCAGCACAUGCAGCAGGGGUGCAACACCGCGAUGGGCAACAUCGACAAGUACACAAAACACUGCAAAGACCUCAACACUUUCCUGCAUGAAGCCUCUCCAGUGUGGCCGCUGAUGAAGUUUUGGGGUGACAGGGGGGUUCGUGGGGUCACCCCCACUGUGGCCUGCAAGAAGGGCUGUGAAAACUGCCACCUGAGCCAAGGGCCUGUGUCCUUAACUACAUGUGAGCUCACUUCAGGGAAGUACCCAGACUGCUUGGCUCACUCGGCUGACUUGCAUUCCGGAGAAGCUGAGAAAGGGGAGCAGGACUCCCCUGAGGCCAGUGUGGCGCUGGCAGAGGACAUCAGCAAACAAUUCGCCGAUGCCCAGUCACUGUGA